AUGGGAUUUGAUAAUCCAAGAUCUGAGAGGUUUGAAGAUGGUUCUGAUGUAUCAAAAACUCCAUCAACAAAUGGUGUUAAGGUGAAAUACCACAUUGAUGGAACACAAAUACCAAAACCAAGUUCGAGAAAGGCUCAGAAAAAGGUUACAAGGAACAAGUUUUUGAAAACAAGAGUAUUAUCGAGAGUAUUCUCAGAGGAUUACGAAAGAGUGAAAAAGAGAGUAUUAGUAUUAGAUCCUAGGGGACAAAUCAUUCAUCGUUGGAACAAGAUAUUUCUGAUUUUUAUGAAGUUUCGUACCGCCUACGUUGCUCCUUCUUCCAAGGUUUUUGGUAGAGGAGAACUUGUUCUUACGUAUUCGAAGAUCGCUGUUAGGUACUUCAGCAAAGGUUUUUGGUUAGACUUUAUUGCUGCAUUGCCUCUUCCUCAGGUGUUGAUUUGGAUUAUUAUCCCGACACUUAGGGGUUCGACAAUGGCGAACACGAAAAAUGUCCUUCGAUUUUUCAUCAUUUUCCAAUAUAUUCCAAGGCUAUAUUUGAUUUUUCCACUUUCGUCGCAAAUUGUGAAAGCUACUGGUGUUGUGACAGAAACAGCAUGGGCUGGUGCUGCUUACAACCUCAUGCUUUACAUGUUGGCCAGCCAUAUUUUAGGAGCUUGCUGGUACCUUUUAUCGAUUGAACGUCAAGAAGCGUGUUGGAGAAGUGUGUGCAAUAUGGAGAAACCAAAUUGCCAAUAUGGAUUCUUUGAUUGCCAUCGAGUUAAAGAUGCGUCGAGGGUCAAUUGGUUUAUAUCUAGUAAUGUCACAAAUUUAUGUUCACCGAGUGCUGGCUUUUAUCAAUUUGGUAUAUAUGCUGAUGCCAUGACUUCUCAAGUUACAUCCUCUCCAUUCUUCAAUAAGUACUUCUUUUGUCUCUGGUGGGGCUUAAGGAAUCUCAGUUCUUUAGGACAAGGCCUUCUUACUAGCACUUUUAUUGGAGAAAUCAUGGUGGCCAUUGUUGUUGCAACACUUGGAUUGGUUCUUUUCGCGUUGCUGAUCGGUAAUAUGCAGACAUACCUGCAAUCGAUAACUGUUCGGCUAGAAGAGUGGAGGGUGAAAAGAACUGAUACAGAACAAUGGAUGCAUCACAGGCAACUACCUUCAGAACUAAGAGAGUCUAUUCGGAAAUAUAAUCAAUAUAAAUGGGUGGCUACGCGAGGAGUAGAAGAAGAAGAUCUUCUCAAAGGACUUCCACUCGAUCUUAGGAGAGACAUCAAACGCCACCUUUGUCUUGAACUAGUUCGAGGAGUUCCAUUGUUUGAUCAAAUGGACGAGAGGAUGCUAGACGCGAUAUGCGAAAGACUAAAGCCUGCACUAUGCACUCAAGGAACAUACCUUGUUCGCGAAGGCGAUCCAGUGAACGAAAUGCUUUUCAUAAUUAGAGGCCAUCUUGAUUCGUACACCACAAACGGAGGCCGAGACGGAUUCUUCAACUCAUGUCGUAUCGGUCCAGGUGAUUUCUGUGGCGAAGAGCUCUUAACAUGGGCCUUAGAUCCAAGACCAAGUGUGAUACUCCCUUCAUCGACAAGAACGGUUAAAGCUGUCUCGGAAGUAGAAGCGUUCGCGCUCAUAGCCGAAGAUCUUAAGUUUGUUGCGUCUCAAUUUAGAAGACUACAUAGUAAACAGCUUAGGCAUAAAUUCAGAUUCUAUUCACACCAAUGGAGAACCUGGGCUGCUUGUUUUGUUCAAGCUGCAUGGAGAAGGCACAAGAAAAGGAAAGAAGCUGCUGAAUUGAGGGCUAAGGAGAAUCUUAUGGCAGCUUCGGAGACCGAAAGAGAAACAAAAUAUGGGACAGGUUUUGUUGUUUAUGGAACAAGGGUGGCAAGGAGUACUAGGAAAGGUGUGGUUAGCUCUUUGCAGAAGCCAACAGAACCUGAUUUUAGUGAUGAAUAA
Molecule: messenger RNA, 1929 nt
Organism: Vicia faba (fava bean)
Lineage: Eukaryota; Viridiplantae; Streptophyta; Magnoliopsida; Fabales; Fabaceae
Source: the annotation of a GenBank genome assembly